Achroia grisella is the source of this 1012-nucleotide messenger RNA. RefSeq lists its product as uncharacterized. The transcript has 6 exons. NCBI's taxonomy places the organism in Eukaryota, Metazoa, Arthropoda, Insecta, Lepidoptera, Pyralidae. The coding region runs from base 157 to 912 and encodes 251 amino acids. The record is from RefSeq and is a predicted model, not a curated record.
GUUACGUCACAAUUGACAAUACCCCAAAAUGCAACAAAUUUGACUAGAUUAUAUUUUAUAAAUAAUUAAUUAUGCAAAAAUAUUAGAACAGUUAUUGAGAAAUUAUCAGAAGUUAUGUACAGUUGAUCGAGAAAUAGAUACACAUAAACUUACAUUAUGGACCACUACCUCACCACUUAUAGGAAGGACUACCUAUGGCCAAAUCUUCCAGGGUCAGGCGCCGUAGAAGCUGGUGGUGGAGAACUGGCUGAGUUUCCAAAGUUAUCAGGGCAGGAGUUGGCCUUCUAUCAAGCAUGCAUGCAGCACACACGCCCUCCAGAUUGCAGAUGUCCACAGUACUCCGGCGGAGAGAUGCCCCAACUACCCCCCGGGAAAGAGGGGGGAUGGAGCAGAAACGAGAUAAUGGGACCCUUGCUGGACCCCAAAUUGUACCCUGUUCGUGUGGCAGCUAGUCCAGAGACCGCGACAUCAAGAUACGACCAGCCUAAUGCAUUCUUGGACAAGCUCCAAUCCAAGUAUCCAAUGCUGUACAGCAUCCUCCAGAACGAAGCGUCGCCGGAAUUGAAACAGAGGAUUGACAGAGAUCGCAAUAAGACUAUUUACCAAGUAGAUUAUUGCGAGAGUGGUCCUGGAGCAAAAUUCGAGAGUCUUCAAAGGGCAGCUGACGAGAGUGGAACUGGUCCCUGUGCGCAGCCGAUGCGGCUACCUGGUGACCCUUGCAGAGUUGGCCCGAAACCACGGAAAGCAGCGCCGAGGACGAUGUCGAAACAGGCUGGCGCUGUUGGAGCCAGUGACCAGAGGGCGAAAUGCGAAACCACAUCAGCAGUGCCACCUCUCGGCAAAACAGAAUACCAGGACGGCGUAUCGAAGCUAGGAGCUAUCAUAAUGCGCGACAAAUUGCACAGAAAGUAGACCAAAUAGUAGGUAUUGUAAACCGCAAUCAUGAAGUAAAUAAUUUGGAUAUAUACAAUAUUGUGUGGGGUAAUAAAAUGACGAUGCAUGAAUCUUGUCU